AUGCCGGUGGGCGGCGCGUGGGAGGUGGUGGUCGACAAGGCGGCGCUGGAGGUGGCGAAGUAUUUGGCGCAGACAGCAGCGCCGUUUGUCGCCGACGCCGCGGAGGGGCGGUGGAUGUUGGCCCUCCUGGACCGCGGCGCCCUGCGUGACGUCGUGGUGGAGCGCAGCCUCAACGGCCUCUGCGGCAUGGUUGGCUGCGCAGAGGCCAUGCAGCAGCGGCAGGAGGAGGGCGACGACGACGACGACAGGGACAGAGCGUCUGACGGCGGCGCUGUUGAAAGCGACGACGAGGACGUCGCGGAAGCGUUCCGGCAGUGUGACAAGUACCGCAGGCGGCACGUCGUGCCGGGCGCCGCGCUGGGCGAUCGCUUCUGCUCCCCCGCGUGCGCAGCGCAGUUUGCGGCGCUGCUGGAGGCGGUGCAGCCGUCACUCGUCUGUGAGCGUGCUGAGUUGCCGGCCGCCAUUGGCGGCCUCUUCCCGAACAUGCGGCUCGAUGUGCUGCAGCGCCUCGCGGGGGCGGAGUCCACCGCAGUGGCGGACAUCCAGGAACGCGAUCCGCACGCACAAUCACACGAGCAGCCGCAGCAGCAGCACGUAUCUGUGGGCGAAGGCGCCGACGCUGUGGCGACGCAGGUGCGAGAAGUGCUGCAGGGGAUUGUGCCGCUCGAGAAUGUGCUGGAGCCCGCCACGCGCACAGACCUUCUCGUCGGCAGCAACAAAAGGAGGGAGCAGCGGACGCCGAUGCCUCUUGCGGUGUAUGAUUGGCUCCUGACGAUCUCAACGCCCAGGACAAAGAACCUCUUUGCGAAGCUGUGCUACAGAAGCUUCGGGGGAGGUGGCAACGGAGAGCUGCACGAUGGCGAUGCGUCGUCUGGGGAGGAGAGCGGCUUCUACGCUCAGUGCAUGCUGCCCAUCCGCGCAUUGUGCCUGCAGAGAGGGCGGCGGCAGCAGGAGGGCGCGGAAGUCGUGGACGAGGACGACCCAACUGUGGAUCCACUGUUGCAGCAGCAACGUCUCGCCCUCUUUGCCUCCUAUGCCUUCUCCGCCGAAACCACUGGGAUGCUCUCGCGGCUCCUGCUUUACGAUUACGCGACGCUCGAGGAGGCGUGGGAUGUGUGGCGGUCCGACGGGCUCCUCGAGAGCCUGCAGUUCCCCUUCGCGCUGCCUGGCUUCGUGACGGGCGGCGGGACGACACCGCCUGGCAUCUUCCUGGCGCUCGUUCUUGCCGCGGCGACGGGCCUCAGCAUGCCGGCCGCGUGGGAGGAGUGGCUGCGGGAUAACGGCGCUGCUGUGGAGCUGCUGGCCGCACUCGGGGCGACUACAGACGACCUCGUUGCAUGCGUGCGUGCGCUUGUGCUGGAGUGA
Messenger RNA from Trypanosoma grayi, 1365 nucleotides. RefSeq lists its product as hypothetical. The transcript has a single exon. Bases 1 to 1365 code for a protein of 454 amino acids. The record is from RefSeq and is a predicted model, not a curated record. Lineage: Eukaryota; Euglenozoa; Kinetoplastea; Trypanosomatida; Trypanosomatidae.